CGCGUGAAGAAAAAAAAUAGGGGCAGUCUUUCUACUGUCGAGAGAAAGAACCCUAAAUCGGAUUCUCAUUUCUCGAGCACACCAGCUCAUAAUCAAUAGCCGCUCCCUCACCCUUCUUGGCUCCUUCAAUCUUCAUCGACGCAAACACCAGAACGGAAGUCCCCGACAAGGCAUCCUGUCUCCGACCCCACCGCAGCCCCGACCCUCCUCUAUCUCCACCACAACUUCAAACAACACCGCCACCGGCUGCCGCGGCUGCAACCUGCAAGCAUCUCUUUCAUGGCCGUCGAAGUCCAUUCUCGGUGGAUAUGAACUUAUAUAGAAGCUGAAUAAAAUCCGAAAGGAAAUUUAAGCCGAAAGGAUGGUUUUAGAGAAAGUAAGCCUUUUAAUUUGGUUGUUACUUCUCUCUGCAACUCUAAUCUGAUUUUGAUUUUGAUUGAGGGUUAUUGGAGGUUUAACACCGAUUGAUUUGUUUGAAUUCCUGAUGGAAAUUCACAAGAGAAAGUUGCAGAUAACAGAAAGAAGCUAGAAAUGGAUUUGUUAUGAACUUGAUUUAGCAACACAUCAUCACAAAGCUCCAGUUUGUUAAGAAUAUACAUAUGUAUACUAGGAUAUUUCUAAAAUCUAAACAGGUUUGUUGGUCUUGGUGGAGAAUCAUGUAAGCAUAAGUAGAAUUGAGUAUACUACAUGUAAAAUUUAAACACUCACGAUUUCUCACCUCCUUUUAUAUAUUACAUGUCGUAUUUGAUAUUUUUUUUAGCUAUUUUACAUAAUGCAUAAAAAACUACCAAUUUUACGUUUCGAUUCUAUACUUUACGAUUUUACCCGUUCACCACUUUUAAGUAGAAUCGCACUUUUGACUGUAUUGUUUGUAAAGCUUUGGACAUGAUCAGUGAACGUUUCAUAUGGGGAGAGGAAGAGGAGAAAUCAAGAAUCCACUCGGUUUCUCUGGACAACAUCACUCUACCUCGACACCAGGGAGUGCUUGGCAUUAGACCAAAUAGAUAGGCUAACCAAGCCAUGUUAGCAAAGGGUGCUUGGAAACUAGUAUCUGGUGAUCAGUCCCUAUGGACGAGAGUCUUGCGAAGUAAAUAUGCUCGAAAUAGGGAGGUACUUCAACUACUAAUGUCAUCAAUAAAGGUGUUGCUAGGAAUGUUAAGAACGGGAAAUUUUUUAAAUUUUUGCCUUGAUUCGUGUUUGUUGCAGGAACCCCUGAUCAAUCUAGCGAUUGGUGACAUCCCUGUGGAGCUCCAACAAAGAAAAGUAGCUGAUUAUUGGGACGUCAACAUUGGCUAGAAGAUGGAGGAGAUAUGCGACUACCUCCCUACAUACGUACAUAAUAGGAUCAUAUCAAUCAUACUUGAUCGGAUUUCGACCGCAGAGGAUGUGCUGCUGCUAAUGGCAUUUUCACCACCUCCUCGGCUUAUCAACUUGCUGCCCAACAACACCACAAUUAGACCUCAAUACAUUGAAGCAAGAUCUGGCACCUGCAAAUUCCGGAACCAAUCAGGUUGUUUUUGUGAACAGCAGCAAAAGGAGCAGGAUGGUGUGGGAGAAACUUGUGCCAUAGCAGGAUCAAGCCCAAUUCUUUGCAUCCGAGCAAGAUGUUUGGCUGAAGGAAAACAUUGAUGGCGACAACUACACAGAAGAUUCAGGGAUGUCCAGCUUCUUUACUCUCAUUUGUUGGUAUAUUUAGAAGCACAGGAACGAGUUAAUAUUCAAAGCGGCCAGGAUCUCCAAUUCUACUCUCAUCAAUUACAUUGUUUCAAAGACUCGAUGAAAGCUUGGAGGGUUGCGAUGAGAGCAAGAAGCUCCCUAACAGCAACUGCUAGAGAAGAGCAGCUUAUUGGACGGAGAGCUCCACCAACAGGUUGGAUCAAACUCAGCACAGAUGGGGCAUCUCAAGGAAAUCUAGGUAUGAUGACAACAGGGGGUUGUCUCCGAGAUAGUGACGGGGAUUGGAUAAGUGGAUUUUGUUGCCAAAUCAGGACAGGGAUGACGAUGUUAGCGGAUCUCUGGGGCAUCUAGUAACGACUUAACUUAGCUUGGAAGAAAGAAGCACAAUGCUUAACCAUCGAAACAGACUCCAAGUUAGCGAUAGAGUUGAUCAACAAGAGAAUUGACUCGGUUCACCCCUAUGCUACUAUGCUUAAUGCUAUUCGCAAGUUCUUGGCUCAGAGUUGGGUGGUUUGUCUAAUUCAGACGUAUCGCGAAAGGAAUAGAGUCACGGACUGUCCCUCUGAUUCGGGCCUAAUUGUACAUGUUUUACCCAUGUUUUCCCUAAGCGUUUGUGGCAAUUUCGCUCCAAAAAGGGUGGUUUUACGCUAGGUUUCUCGUGUUUUAGUGUGUUUCUGGAUUUAACAGGUGAAACCAGCCACGAAGUCGAAGUUGGACAAAAAGGAGCGAAAACCGGGAGAAGGGUUGAAAAAUGGCGAGUUUACGGUUUUUCUUGGAUGUUCACGGUCUUGUAUGACCGUGAAGAAGAGCUGUUGCUCGUGAACUUUGAGGCGUCUAGGGCCAAAACUCAAGUUACUGAUGCUAAUUGAGUUCACGGUCACUAAGACCGUGAACACGUGUAAGCGAAGCAGUGCAUUUUGGCACCAGCCUUGAGUUCACUGACGCGUUUCAGAGUUCACGGCCGUGAACUAAGGCAGGGAACUGAGCUCGUUCCCUGUUUUUAAGAUGAGCUGAAAGGAAGAGAUAAGGGAGAGUCCAUUGAGUGAGAAAGCCUUCUUCAGAUUUUAGAGAGAGAAAGACGAACCAAAUGAGAAAGAGGCUAGGGUUUCUCUUCAAGAGUGGAUUUGGGAAGAUUCUCCCCAAGAGAAGUUCAGCACAAGUGCCAAGAAGAUUAGAAGCCUCCUUCAUGAUGGUUUCUACCUCUUCCCCUUGUGAUUCUCCCAUUUCUUGCAUGUAGUAUAUUUCUUUUUCACUUGUGUGUUGUGAAACCCUAACUAGCUACAAUGUAGUUUUCUUUAUGUGAAUUGAAUGAUUGUUUAUGGGUGUUGUUUAAUUCAAUGAUUGAGGUAAUAUUCAUGAUGAUUGUGCAUGUUUGUGCUUAGCAACCUAAGGAUUGUGCAAAUGUGUGCUUAGCAAUCUAAGGAUUGUGCAUGUUUGUGCUUAGCAAUCUAAGGGUUGUGCAUGUUGAUGCUUAGCAAUCUAAUUAGCCACUUAACCUAGAUUAGAGAGGAAAACCCCCUGCCAAGGGAGACACAAUUGAGUUGGUAUUCCUAGGGCUUUUUUAAGUCUCCUAACUAGGUUAAUUUAGGGCAAACCUCAAUAUUGGAUUAAGCAAUUUGGUUAAGCGCAAUUAAGCCGUCCAACCUAU
This is a messenger RNA of Linum trigynum, 3325 nucleotides long. Lineage: Eukaryota; Viridiplantae; Streptophyta; Magnoliopsida; Malpighiales; Linaceae. The record is from the annotation of a GenBank genome assembly.